ACGUCUCAGUGGCGGGAAUAGCUGUCGUCGCGAAAGACUAGUCUGCCAAGAAAACAAUUCAGUAUGGAAGUGGACGAAAGCGAUAUUACUCCAAAAUCAGAACACAAUGAGAAAAAAGACAACGUCGCAAGCAAGAGCUCGUCAGAGGCGUACGAGUUACCUUGGGUAGAGAAAUACCGUCCCUUAAAAUUGGAAGAGAUUGUGGGCAAUGAGGAAACGAUAAGCAGACUAGAGGUUUUCGCACGGCAAGGCAAUGUUCCAAACAUUAUUAUUGCGGGGCCUCCUGGAACUGGGAAAACGACGAGCAUUUUGUGCUUAGCCAGAGCAUUACUUGGCCCCGCGAUGAAAGAUGCUGUUCUUGAACUGAAUGCAUCAAAUGAUAGAGGUAUAGAUGUCGUAAGGAACAAGAUAAAGAUGUUUGCCCAGCAGAAAGUGACACUGCCCAAAGGACGUCAUAAGAUCAUUAUCCUGGAUGAGGCAGACAGCAUGACAGAUGGAGCUCAGCAGGCUUUAAGGCGUACCAUGGAAAUCUACUCCAAAACCACACGAUUCGCUCUUGCCUGCAAUGCCUCUGACAAGAUCAUUGAGCCAAUUCAGUCGCGAUGCGCGGUGCUUCGCUACACCAAACUCACAGACGAUCAGAUCAUGAUGCGGCUGCUGGAAGUGGUGGAGAAGGAGCAAGUGAACGCCGCAAACGACGGUCUGGAGGCAGUCAUCUUCACAGCACAGGGAGAUAUGAGACAGGCACUUAACAAUCUGCAGUCAACAAAUUCCGGUUUCGGUUUCAUCAACAGUGAAAAUGUUUUCAAGGUCUGCGAUGAGCCUCACCCCCUUCUUGUCAAAAGUAUGUUGGAACACUGUGUAAACGCCAACAUAGACGGUGCCUACAAGAUCAUAGAACAGCUUUGGUCUCUUGGCUACUCCCCUGAAGACAUCAUCGGGAACAUCUUCAGAGUGUGCAAAACGUUUCCAAUGACGGAAUAUCUGAAGCUGGAGUUCAUCAAGGAGAUUGGAUACACACACAUGAAGGUGGCAGAAGGAGUCAAUUCUCUCUUGCAAAUGGCUGGACUGUUGGGGAGACUCUGCAGCAAGAGCACUGCCCCCUAAACAUAAUCAUGCUCACCCUAUUUAGACUCACAGUUAAACAGAGGGCUCUGAAUUGUUUUUAUAAUUGCUUGUGUUUUCUGCUUGUAUAGAAAAAAUAAAGUAAAAUUGAGUUCUUA
Engraulis encrasicolus (European anchovy) is the source of this 1223-nucleotide messenger RNA. It is a transcript of the gene rfc2, whose product is annotated as replication factor C (activator 1) 2. The record is from RefSeq and is a predicted model, not a curated record. Gene Ontology annotation, biological process: DNA-templated DNA replication; DNA repair. Gene Ontology annotation, molecular function: ATP binding; ATP hydrolysis activity; DNA clamp loader activity. Bases 64 to 1107 code for a protein of 347 amino acids. The transcript is spliced from 11 exons. Gene Ontology annotation, cellular component: DNA replication factor C complex; nucleus. NCBI's taxonomy places the organism in Eukaryota, Metazoa, Chordata, Actinopteri, Clupeiformes, Engraulidae.